AUGCCGUCUCCUCCAUCGCAAGAGCUGGCCAAGCGUCCUGCUGGCCAGCUCAUGCCUCCACCGCCGCCCCCAAAGAGGAUCAAACGGCCCGCGACUGUUCUCGACGAAGAUGUCUACACCAGUACCCUAUCCCACAUCAUCGCCCGCGACUUUUUCCCCGGAUUACUGGAAACGCAAAUUAAGCAGGAAUAUUUGGACGCCCUGGAGUCAAAAGACAAGGCAUGGAUCGCAAGCUCCAAGAAGAAGCUGACGGAUGUCAUGCGCACGCCCACGCCUGGAUCGAAUACCAGACGAAAGUCGGACUCGUCAAUGCCGAGCACACCACAGCAUUUCGGACGACCCGGAGACACCCCUCACGGUUGGGGAGGCGAUACCCCGAUGUCCAUGGUAUCGACUAGCACAGCAGCAACCGAAGUUCAGAAAGCACCGGACGUAUCAAACAUGGGCCUCCUCGCCUUCCAAUCAAAGUACACGAGCGAGGACAACGAAUCUUUCAAUAAAGUUGUCGACAAACAAAACGAGAAACGACGAGAAAAACACGCCUGGCUAUGGAACGACAACAAAAUCCCCUCCGCCCGCCAAAUCGCCCACAGUCAACGAGAGACAAAGCGCAUCACGGCCGCAGGUGGAAAUCCAGAAACUGGUCUGGUAAAACACGAAAUCAAAACAAAUCUCGAUGCCCGUCCCGCAAAACCAGAUACCUGGAAAUUCCGCCCAGACAACACCCUUAUGUUCCUCCCCUCUUCAGUGGAAGACACCCAUGAAACCAAACCCCAAAAAGCAGAAGCAACAUCUCGCGCUGGCCCAAAGCGAACUCUUUACCAAAACACAAGACUGCUAGACCCCCACGCAGCAGCAGCAGCAGAUGCUGUGCCUCCGUCCCCCUCUAUAUCCGCCAUCCAAGACGCAAUCGCCGGCCGACCGCGUCUCAAUGAGUCCGAAGCAUACACAGGCAGUGAAACGCCGCGCGUAAACGGCUACGCAUUCGUCGAUGAGGACGAGCCGGAAUCCUUCUCACACAGCUCCAGCUCUAAAGAUGACGAAGCCGAUUGGCGUCUUCUGGGCCCGUCAUCGUCAGAACGCAAUCCCUUCCAGCUGGCUGAAACGGGAAAGCGCGAGGCACUGCAUCAUCGGAUGGUUGAUCGGGUGGCGAGGAAUAAACGUGCGGAAAAGGCAGCUAGUGUUAAGACGCCAUUGAGGACGCCGUAUGGGAGGGGGAAUUCUACGCCUGGGAAGAUGCUUACGCCUGCUGCGCAGAUGUUGUUGCAGAGGGUUGGGACCCCCAGGGCGAAGAGGGAGAUGGGGAGGGAUUGGACGCCUAGGAAGUGA
Molecule: messenger RNA, 1329 nt
Organism: Penicillium soppii
Lineage: Eukaryota; Fungi; Ascomycota; Eurotiomycetes; Eurotiales; Aspergillaceae
Product: splicing factor ESS-2 family protein
Exons: 1
Coding region: 1-1329 (442 amino acids)
Cellular component (GO): catalytic step 2 spliceosome
Source: RefSeq, a predicted model, not a curated record